Molecule: messenger RNA, 800 nt
Organism: Scheffersomyces amazonensis
Lineage: Eukaryota; Fungi; Ascomycota; Pichiomycetes; Serinales; Debaryomycetaceae
Gene: HFL1
Product: DNA polymerase epsilon noncatalytic subunit
Exons: 1
Coding region: 35-778 (247 amino acids)
Biological process (GO): DNA-templated DNA replication
Cellular component (GO): nucleus; CHRAC
Molecular function (GO): protein heterodimerization activity
Source: RefSeq, a predicted model, not a curated record
CAUUAAAUUUACGACAUUUACGAUAAUUCAAACUAUGUCAUCGCCAGCAGUUAAUGAUGGAGAAAUUCAGCAUUCUCAAGAAAGUGCUAUUGUUAAUGCUGACACACCAAAUACAACUCCUCCUGCACCAGAUACUGUUUCAGAGAGUCCACUGCAUAUAGAAGAUGAAGAAGAAGAUGAAGAACAACCAGAUACAGUUAUGGAAGGAAAUGAACAAGAACAUGAAAUAGAAGCAGAUGCUGAAGAUGAAGAACAUGAACAGUCUAUGACAUUACCAUUAGCUAAAAUUAAAAGAAUAUUUAAAUUAGAUUCUGAUUUUAUAGCAGCUUCUCAAAGUUCAGUUUAUGCUACAGGUUUAGCAACUGAACUAUUUAUUCAAUAUUUUGUUGAACAAGCAAGUUUAUUAGCUAAAAUGGAUAAAAGAAAGAAAAUUCAAUAUAAAGAUUUUGCUGCUGCAGUAUCAAGUCAUGAUGCUUUAAUGUUUUUAAGUGAAACAGUUCCAAAAACAUAUACAUUAUCUGAAUUAGUUAAUAAAAAAUUAGUAAAUAUAGAUUCCCCUAAUGAAAUUUCUGAUAUAUCUAAUGGGUUUGGAUCAAAUACAGAAACUGUUACUGAACAACCAAUAAAAAAUAAGAAACUGCCACCAGUACUUGCUAAAGGUCAACAAACAUUAAGAUUCUCAACUCCUAAGGAAUCAGAAGUACCGCCAAUAAGAAAAGCAGUAAUUCAUGAUCUUGUAGGUCAAGAAGAGGAUAAUGAUGUAGUUAUGUUAAAUUAGGUAAAUUAAUCUAUUUCUAUAU